Messenger RNA from Cucumis sativus (cucumber), 673 nucleotides. RefSeq lists its product as uncharacterized. The record is from RefSeq and is a predicted model, not a curated record. The transcript is spliced from 2 exons. Lineage: Eukaryota; Viridiplantae; Streptophyta; Magnoliopsida; Cucurbitales; Cucurbitaceae. Bases 76 to 468 code for a protein of 130 amino acids.
UAACCCUAAUUCCAUCUCUCAUUAUUCCAAACAAAACCCUCUUCUCUUUCACCUUUUCUCUCUUUUUCCUUUCUCAUGGCUAUGCCUUAUUUCUUUCUCAUUCUCUUAUUCUUCUCAUCUACUUUGCAUGCAUGUGACGCUAGUCGUCUUCGAUUCUUCCAGAGUUCGAAUUUUGUUUCCAGGAUUAAUGAACUGCAUUCGAUGUCUCAAGGGAUUUGGAGUAUAAAUCAUGAUCAGGAGGGAAGUUUCGACAAAAACAACAAUGACAACAUUCUUCAUAAUAAGGAGAAUAUUAUUGGAAUUGAAAUGUUAAAGGGAAUGAAGAGAGAUGGAAGCAGAUUGGUAAUGGAGUUUCCAAUGAAAGAAAAAGUGAUGAAUUCUAAGGAAAAUGAAGUUGGAGAAGACAUGGUAGUGAUGGAUUAUGCACAACCCCACAGGAAGCCUCCUAUUCACAAUGAAAAACCCUAGAUAUAUGUAUAGAUAUAUUGUAAUAUUUCUCAAAUUUGCCAUCAAAUAUUUAAAUAUGUUUAAAAAAUAAAAGUCUUUUUCUUUUUUAAUUUUUCUAUAUAUUGGAAUAAAGAAAAAAAAUAGAGUAUAAAUAACUAUGUGAGGAUUUAUCUUUGAUUUUUUUUUAAAAGUUAUAUAUGCAAACGGCUUUAAUUUGUAUUUUGUA